AAUAACACGUGUUAUCAACACUGGAGCCCAGCUCCUUUGCUGGAGCAAUUGUAAGGUUGACAGUUUAAAGUUUUUCAGCCCUAAUGAUAUUUUGUUUCUUAAGAGAUAUCUAAAAUGUACUUAACAUCGAAUGUAUCACGGUCCUCAUCUGUUGCACUUCGUUUGCAGAAAGCUCAUCCUCCACAUUUUGUUGGUAUAGAUUACACUCGACUGCAAGAUUUAUGUAACCUCAAGAGGCUCUGUGAGAGGAGCAAUUUGCAGUCCACAGACGAGGCCCAUGACAUUUUUAUGAUGUAUUAUCCAAAACUAUUUCUCCAGCCUAAGAAAGUUCUGCCCAGUAUACCUCAGUCAGACUCCAAAUUACUGAAGACCAGUCAAAGAGAAGCAUCUCAAAUAUCCAAGAGACAGGGCCAGUACCAGAUGGGAAAGAAACUGAUGGACCCCAUCAGAACCAGCAGUAACCAGGCAGGCUUGGUCAUAAGGGUGCUGAAAAAAAUCCCUAUAGAGAGGACGCAAGCUGAGCACCAGGCUGUCCUCAGGCUGCUGAGAGGAUUCCCUGGUGUCACUGGCCAGCUCUCACAACAGGAGCUGCGGCAGCUGAGCUCCCUUGUGAUCACGGAGUCCUGGGAGAAAGGUCAAACCAUAUUUGGAAAUAAUGGAUUUUAUGUUAUACUGAAAGGAUCUGUCAAAUCACAAACCCAGCAGGACAAGAAGCAAACUGAAGAACAAAAUACUGUGCUAGGUUUUGGUUGUUGUUUCGGAACUCUGGAAGAAGUACAGAACUAUGAAUCAAACAGGGUUCUGUGUUUCACUGCACAAGAAAACUGUGAAAUCCUUAAAAUAUCCCAUCGGGAUUACGCCACAAUAAAAAAGGAAAAUUAUAUUUUUGCUUAUCAGGAGAUUGCUUCACGUGAUCAAGCAAUGAAGGAGGAUCUCAUUCGACAGUGUCCCUUCUAUGAACAGUGGCCUAAACUCUCCAUUAGUAAACUGGCCACUCUGAUAGAGAUGAGAAAUCUGCCUGCUAGUUAUGGUAAAACAUGUUUCAUACAUUCCCUGUAGCUCCAUAAUCUGAUCUGAUAAUGCAUAAGCCAGUGACAUAGAAACUGGCUUGAUUACAUGUUUUAUUUGAAUUGAGAAAUGUCAUUAGGAAUUUCAAUCUAGAGAAUCUGUUUUUUAUUGUCUGUAGUAUAUUCAGUGUUACAUGAUAAUGAGUGUCUGGGACAAACUGUCCAGCCAUGUUGCUAAGCAGAUUCCCUUGGAAAUGGCUGAAUAAUCCUUUCUUAUUUUCAUAUGCCCUUCUUUUGUGCAGUUGGUUUAAUGAUGAUUUCCUAAAAUGUACAGUUGCUUCUGAGGACAUCCCAGAGGUGUCUGCUUUGUAAUUCUGAAUCAUGUGGCUGUUAUGUUUAGUCUGUUCACUGAAGGAAGGGUUCAGGUCUGAUUCCUGCAAUGUUUGGGCUUGGGGAAUUUUGGAGGUACCUGGAGAUAUUGAUCCUAAUAUUGAGGAUUGAGCUAACCAGAGAAGUUCGAAGGCUGAGGGGGGCAAUCUUUUAAGUGGUAAACAGGAUCGCCACAGUGGUGGUGGACUGAAAGUGACUGUGACAGUGAAUGCAGUGGACAGGCAUUAACCUUAUUUAAUCCACCAGAGCUGAAUCAGUCGCAACAGCGUUGGGCUGUUGAUGAUGUGACUCCUGGCUUGCAGCUGACGAGCGGUGUUGUUGAAACCCUGGCAGACUCUGGUCCUCCGGAGAUCAGGGUACAAGGAUGGGGUACAAGGACUAGGUAACAGAGGGGAGUUACAUUGAGCAGCAGAGACUGGGUUUGUUUUCAGGAACCACAGUGGACUGGUAAAGCUGAACAAACCAACAGGCUGGUUCCGGAACUGGCUGUCAGGUAAGGGCGGACCAGAGAGACAGUUGUAGUCAAAGCUGAAGCAGACUGUCAACUGGGGAAGCAACUAAUGUCAUCUCUGUCUUAUGUCGGCUCUGGCAAUUUUAGCAGAGACUGGCUAAUGACUAGGGCUGAUGAUAUUGGAAAAACACUUGUUGUCUGAGGCAUAGACCGGUUUUGGGAUCCGCAAUCCUAAAAGAGAACUCCUGCACAUCCAGUGGUGAUUGCGUUGAUGUCAGUACUGCCACUGGCAGCUGAAUGAGCUCAAUGACAGAGCACCCCUUAUGUAGUUCUUCAGGAUUAAAAAGUUGAAUAGUUGAUGAGUGUGUGAGUGGUAGAGGGAGAAGAUGCCCAAAAGUUGGCCUUUUCGCAUCCUUUGAGGAUGACUGGCUCCUCAUGGGAAUAUUUCGGUCUCCCUUGGCAACCAGUUUGUAAGAGUUGCAAUAAUAAGAGUGGCGGGUUUUUUGAGAUUUCAUGAGGACAUCGAAACUGUAACUCAUGCCUUUUUGCACUCUAGAUAAUCGUCUAAUUUACAUUUUUUUUUUCAUUCAUCUUUUCUUGCUGCCUGCAAUGCAUAUGUAGGGUCUUAAUUAGUAGAAGUUUUGUACAGGGAACAGUCUGUUAACUAGAGCCCAGUGGCACUUUGGUGAUCAUUAACCCCACGUAUGAGAUCCAUACACACUU
This is a messenger RNA of Lepisosteus oculatus (spotted gar), 2571 nucleotides long. The record is from RefSeq and is a predicted model, not a curated record. NCBI's taxonomy places the organism in Eukaryota, Metazoa, Chordata, Actinopteri, Semionotiformes, Lepisosteidae.